Molecule: messenger RNA, 2989 nt
Organism: Sceloporus undulatus (fence lizard)
Lineage: Eukaryota; Metazoa; Chordata; Lepidosauria; Squamata; Phrynosomatidae
Gene: EBP
Product: EBP cholestenol delta-isomerase
Exons: 5
Coding region: 180-875 (231 amino acids)
Biological process (GO): cholesterol biosynthetic process
Cellular component (GO): membrane; endoplasmic reticulum
Molecular function (GO): cholestenol delta-isomerase activity; C-8 sterol isomerase activity; steroid Delta-isomerase activity
Source: RefSeq, a predicted model, not a curated record
UCGGUGACGUCAAAGUUUGAGUGCCUGGUGGGAAGGAGGGUGCAAGAGAAAGCCCUUGGGGUCAUCUGAUUGGCGGAGAGGCCUGCCUGUCAUGCUGCCCUAUUGGCGAGGAUGGUAGGAUUAAGGAGGAAUUGCACUUGCCACUCUUGGCCAUUUGGCUUGCUUCUUCCUUGGCUGCCAUGGGACUGGAAGCCAAGCCCCAUGUCGUCUCCCACCCGUAUUGGCCUCGAAAUUUGGAGCUCCCGCACUACAUCCCAAAUGACCGACCCAUGUGGCAGAUCUUGGCUUUCCUCUUCUCAGUCUCAGGGGCCCUCCUGGUAGUGACUUGGUUGGCAGCCGGCUGGCGUUGCAAGACGGCGGCUUCUUGGGGAACCUGGCGCUCCUUGGCGGUCUGCUGGUUUGCCAUCUGUGGCUUUAUUCACGGUGUCAUUGAAGGAUGGUUUAGCCUCUACUACAUGGAAAUCCCUGGGGACCAAUCCUUCCUCUCCCAGCUAUGGAAAGAAUAUGCCAAAGGUGACAGCAGAUAUGUCAUAGCGGACAAUUUCACAGUUUGCAUGGAAACAAUCACAGCCUUUGCUUGGGGCCCUCUCAGCCUCUGGACAGUGCUAGCUUUUCUUUCAGGCCAGUCUCACCGAUUUGUGCUGCAGCUGGUGGUGUCAUUAGGCCAGCUGUAUGGAGAUAUUCUCUAUUUCUACACAGAGUAUCGGGACGGUUUCAGCCACAGCGAGAUGUGGCACCCAAUUUAUUUCUGGUUUUAUUUUGUCUUCAUGAAUUCACUGUGGAUUGUCAUUCCCUCUGUUCUCAUUUUGGAUGCCUGGAAACAUCUUAGCGCUUCCCAGAGGAUAAUGGAUGCUGGCAAGUUCAAGAAGCACUGACCACCCUCCACAAUGGGGUCAGAACAGACCAUUAGUCCAUUUGGGCAGUAUUGAAUUCUUUCAGAGGGUUGGAUAGCUGCAUCCUGUUCCAUGUCUAGGUUUGUCUCCUUCCUUUCCCUCCUCAGCUCCUCGAGGGUCCUUUGCCAACUUCUAAAUAGACCCAGUUGUGGGGAACAGCACCAUCCAUGGCCAUUAUUCGCCACUGAUGUCUUAAGAGGUAGUCCAAACACAGGGAUGGGCAACUGUGGCUCUCCAGAUAAUUGUUGGAUUACAGUACAUUUCCAGAUUACAUUGUGGGUUGAUCAGACAUGUUUUUGAGCCAUAUCAUGCCAUGAUGUUAUAGAAUCUUAGUCCUGCUAUUGCCUCAGUCUACUCUCUUCUGUUGCUGUUCUCCUGUGGAAGAUAAUUUGGAAACUGUUUUUUUUAUUAACACAGAAAUAAGCAUUGAUGACCUCCUUUCCUGCUUAUGCUGUGCUAUGAUUUCCUGUGCAAAAGUUCACUUGUGCUUUUAUGCUGAUUUUGGGUGUGCUAUGGGUAUGUUUUAGGUGCCCUUUGCUUACCAGUGAUCAGAGAGAAGACGGGGUGGAAACCAAGAAAGGAAAACUUGGCUCACUGUCUCCUCCACCUUGCCUCCUUUUGCCAGCAGAGUAGUCUAGUUCUUAAGUCUUUUUGUCUUUCUCCAACACACACACAGGUUCAGACUUGAUUAAUUAAUUGAUGGCAGGUUAAUUGCUGCUUUAGAUGAUGGCUGUCAUCUUCCAGUGAUAAAUCUAUCCCAAAUCAUGAAGUUCUUUCCCUCCACAAGGAAAAAAAAGACUUUCAAAUGUAAGACUGCUUUUAUUUUAUAUUUGAGUGUAUGUGUGCAUGUGAACACACACACACACACACACACACACACACGUGUGUGUGUGUGUGUGCGUGCGCGCCAAUCUAGGAAAAGGGAUGGUACUGGGGGGCAGUUCUAAAUGCUGUGUCUGAUAAAGUUUAGUAACAAUCACAGCUAUGGUGCUGGAAAGAUUACAAAGGUGUGAUAGGGAAGAGUAGACUCCCAACUGCAUAGUGCUUUUGAAAAUGUUAUUUUAGUAGGAGAAGAGACUAGUGCAAUAAGGACCUUUGUUGCCUCACUAGAAAGGUUGAACAAAUACGAAACCUCAAACCUAUUCUUAAUACCUCAAACCCAGGAUCAAUAAAACAACAUUUUUAGGUCAUGGCGGCCCUCCAGAUGUUGUUGGACUGAAACUGACAUCAGCUCUGUCCCACAGAGCUAACAGCGAAGGCUCAUGGAGGUUAACAGUCCAAUAUCACUUGGACACACACCCAUUGACCCCACUCCAAGGGUGCAAUCCUGGGAGUAAGCCCCUUUGGACUUCCUAGGUCUUCUGAGUAAAGCAUACAGUAUGAUUGUUUUUGUGAAACAACCCUUGCAGUCCAAUCCUGAGCUCAAAAAGUGGUGAUUUGUAGGCUGCAUAUGAGGUCCUGUUUCUUUCCUAGUUCUAGAGCUAUGACUUUAAGAUGGGUUGGGGUAUGUUGUAUAUAAUCUUCAUAGCACUAUUGUUUAACAGAGACCUGUGCUAUGGACUUAACAUAGGAAGCAUUCCCUAUACCACCUCCUCCCAGAUUUAAACUCAAAUCAGGAGACAGAACACCACUCCAUCAUCUCAGUGGAUGUGUGCAUUACUCUAGCCUUCUGUCAAUGGAAGUUCAGUCUUGCAGCCGUUUCUUUCACUCCAAGGAAGAAAUCUGUCAUCUGCUUGGGGCCAAGACUCUUUGGCAGUUGAACUCAGCAUAUGCUUUUUAGGAAUGGAAAUAGCUGAGAUGAGCAACAAAAAUGGCACAGCAGACCUGGAUGGCUCAAUUCUACUCACCAGGAACUGUGAGGGCCCCUUAGAUAAUGGUGUGGUCAAGGUGCUUAGCCACAAAAUGUUUUAUCGGCAACACAAAAUCUGCCAUCAAAAAUAUAGAGCUGAAGUAUGUUUCUAUAUCUCUUCCCAUUCUCCAGUAGUGCAGUUCAGUCCCACAAAUCAUCACUCACAAUUUCAAAAUAAGUGACUUGAAUAGUUCUUUAUGUGGAAAUUAAAUCAUUUUUUAACAAAAAUAAACCAUGUCCAACUGCU